Messenger RNA from Ochlerotatus camptorhynchus, 855 nucleotides. RefSeq lists its product as uncharacterized. The record is from RefSeq and is a predicted model, not a curated record. The coding region runs from base 1 to 855 and encodes 284 amino acids. The transcript has 3 exons. NCBI's taxonomy places the organism in Eukaryota, Metazoa, Arthropoda, Insecta, Diptera, Culicidae.
AUGUGCGAGUUUGGUGAUUUUAAGGACAUCGCAAUUCGUGACAAGCUUGUGUGUGGCAUCAACGACCCGGAUGUGCAACAGCGUUUAUUUGAUGAAGAGAAUCUGACGCUUAGUAAGACGGAGAAGAUCAUCAUCAACAGGGAGAUAGCUGGAGCAAGGCGUAAGCUAGUGUCCCGUGAAUCCGGUCGUAACAAAGAGAGGAAAUCUGUGAAGUUUGUCGAUUCUCCUGCAGCAAAGCCGAAGUUGACGGAGUAUCAGAAAAGUUUGCGUCGUCGGCUGAACAGAUCUAUUUCGGAUGAUGAGGAGAUGGAGUGUAUGUUGAUCUCUUCCAUCAAAACCAUCAACGAACCGUGUUUCCGCACAGUUGUAGUCGAAGGUGUGCGAUUAGAGAUGGAAAUAGACUGCGGAGCUGCAGUUUCCGUCAUCAGUAGUGAGACGUACGAGGGAGAAUUCGCCGAUAUCUCGAUGCAGAAGUGUACCAAGAAGUUGGCAGUGAUCAGCGGAAGUCGAUUAGCGGUCGAAGGACAGAUUCCGGUGCAGGUUGAGUUGAACGGACGACGAAAGACUGUUAAGCUGAUUGUCUUGAGGAGUGGAAGCUCGUUUACACCGCUACUUGGACGUGAUUGGCUUGACAUCUUCUAUCCUGACUUGAGAAAUGCGUUUGGCAAUGGGGCGAACGUGAACCAACUGUCGUUUCCGGCUUCAGAGGAACAAAUUGUGGACGAUGUCAAAGGUUUCCGUUGGAGGGAGAGUUUACUCUGCUCACCGAAAUCAGCUGAAGCUGGUGGGUACCCCAAAGCGCCGAGGUUUGUUCUUGGGGAGGAGCGAGAGCAGUCAACGGAGGAAGCGUGCUAG